GAGAGGUUGCAGGUGGGAGCAUGAAUAUGAUUAACACUUUCCAGGGAACACUACAGAGACAGUUAACACGGUCGGAUUCUGAAAGCAGCGUAGAGAACAGGCAAGUAAAUAAACUGACUUUGAACUCUCCUGUCGAUGAAAACAAGGCCAGUCCCAUGAGCUGGGUUGGUUCCAAGGAGCCAAGAAAUGGAGAGAUGGACUUUCUUCCAGUGCAAAGCAAGCAAGAAACAGGAGACCAACCAGCUACAGUUUCCAACAAUCAAAAGGGAAACUUUACACAGCUUGUUGAUUGUAUCUCUGGGCCUGAUAGCGCUCCAGACUGUUGCCACGUUGUUCUGACUGGUGCAGAGGAUUUGGUGGAGGAGACGGCUGACAGUGAUAAGGUGGCAAAGGGCCUUGAGAUAAAGGUGUUUGCUGCUUUAAAUUUUGCUUUGGUUUCCGGAGAGGCUGAAAAACAUUUGAGACAGAGUGACAGCUGCUCCCCAGAGAGUGGUGAAGACCUUGGUAUCUGUGAUGACAUGGGAGCAGUGUCUGAUUCAAACAGCUACACAGGUUGCUUGCAAACCCUUGCUGCAGAGCUACAACCAGCGGAGAGUCUCAAACCAGCAGCAGCCGCCAUGCUGGUGACACUGAUGAACCCCCCUAAUGAUGAUACCAAAGAAUGUGUCCCAAACAAAGAUGCUGGAGAACAGCCUGCAGAAGAUGUGGAUAUGAUCCUGCAAGGGCAAAGAAAAAAGGCAAAAAGCCAAGAGGAUGAGAAAGCACUUAAGGUUGCAGACGUGAAGAAAACUUUUGAGAAGCGUAAACCUGAGGCAGAGAAAGCCACACCACCCGCUAAAAAAGAAACAAUGAGACGAGUGGUACGACAGAGCAAGUUUCGGCACGUGUUUGGGCAGGCGGUGAAAAACGACCAGUGUUACGAUGACAUUAGAGUUUCCCGUGUUACCUGGGAUAGUUCGUUUUGUGCGGUCAAUCCCAAAUUCGUUGCUAUAAUAAUAGAGGCGAGUGGCGGCGGCGCAUUCCUGGUUCUGCCUUUACACAAGACAGGUAGAAUCGACAAAUCCUACCCCACCGUAUGUGGCCACACGGGACCGGUGCUUGACAUAGACUGGUGUCCUCACAAUGAUCAGGUCAUUGCCAGCGGCUCGGAGGACUGCACCGUUAUGGUGUGGCAGAUCCCAGAGAACGGGCUCACGCUCUCACUGACGGACCCCGUCGUUGUCUUAGAAGGUCAUUCCAAAAGAGUGGGCAUCGUAGCCUGGCACCCUACGGCCCGGAAUGUCCUCCUCAGCGCAGGUUGUGACAAUGCCGUUAUCAUCUGGAAUGUGGGGACCGGGGAGCCUCUGAUCAACCUGGACGACAUGCACCAGGACAUGAUUUACAACGUGAGCUGGAAUCGGAACGGCAGCCUCAUCUGCACGGCUUCCAAAGACAAGAAAGUCCGCGUCAUCGAUCCCAGGAAACAAGAAAUCGUUGCUGAGAAAGAGAAGGCACACGAAGGGGCGCGGCCCAUGAGAGCCAUCUUCCUCUCUGACGGGAACGUCUUCACCACCGGGUUCAGCCGCAUGAGUGAAAGGCAGCUUGCACUCUGGAACCCGAAAAAUAUGGACGAGCCCAUCGCCCUCCAUGAAAUGGACACCAGCAAUGGGGUGUUGCUACCUUUCUACGACCCAGACACCAACAUCAUUUACUUAUGUGGAAAGGGCGACAGCAGCAUCCGCUACUUUGAGAUCACGGACGAGUCGCCCUACGUGCACUACCUCAACACCUUCAGCAGCAAAGAGCCCCAGCGAGGGAUGGGAUUCAUGCCCAAGAGGGGCCUGGACGUCAACAAGUGUGAGAUCGCCAGAUUCUUCAAGCUUCACGAGCGAAAAUGCGAGCCCAUUAUCAUGACUGUCCCUCGAAAGUCUGACCUAUUCCAAGAUGAUCUCUAUCCGGAUACGGCUGGGCCGGAGGCCGCGUUGGAAGCGGAGGAGUGGUUUGAGGGCAAGAACGCCGACCCCAUCCUCAUCUCCUUGAAGCACGGAUACAUUCCAGGCAAGAACAGGGAUCUCAAGGUGGUGAAGAAGAACAUCUUGGAUAACAAGCCGGCAGUGAACAAGAAGAGCGAUCUCAUCAGCGCCCCAAAGAAAGCAGCAGACAACUCAAACCCUCAAAAUGAAACCAAAUUGGAUGAAAUUUUGAAAGAGCUGAAAUCUCUAAAAGACACAAUAGCCCACCAAGACGAGCGCAUUUCCAAGUUAGAACAGCAGAUGGCGAAGACUGCAGUCUGAGAGCCGUGCAGGAGGAAGGGGAGAGGGAAAGAAGCAGAACUGUGACGAGAGCCAGGCGUGGGACGGGGGAGAGGGAGGGGCUGGGGGGGAAACACUGCCAUUUGGGGAAGACCUUCCACCUCCCAGCAGACUGCUUCCGGGAGUAUUCCGGUUAGAACUUGGUUCUCCUAAAUUCAUGAGCGCCAAUGGAAGCCAACAAUCCAAAGCCAACUUUUUUAAAAAGUGAAAGAUGAUCAUUUUGUUCCUGACAAUUGCCAUGUGGCCGUUGCCAAAAAGUGCUGAUUUUACAGUCUGUUUCCACAUAUUAAUUGAUCCGAACGCGAGUCCUUCUGCCUUUCCAAACUUGCCAACUUCCUUGGAUUUGGGACCAAUUACUGUGUUGUUUUUAAAGUAUUUUUUUUUAACUUUAACGUUGCCAAAAUCCAAAAGUAGCUUUUUUUUUUAAUUUCUCUCUCUUUUUAAAACAAAUUUUGCAGUAUUUGAUUUUCUUAAUCUACUGAAAUGUGUCUCUGUGUUUAUUGGUGCCAUUCAGAGAACAAAGUGGUUUUUGUGAGAAAUCUUUUUAUCUUUGAACAUUUUGGAGGGAGGGUCCCCAUGAAACAUGGACCAGGCGGCUCAGAAGGUGGUCUGGGGCUGAAAUGGCUCGAGCUCGCAGACUUUUACUGAAGGCAUCCUGAUCCCGCCUCCUCCCUGCAGGCUACAGACCCCUCUCACUCCCCUGUGCAGCGGAGGGCUUUUUCCAGACCUGCCCUUUGAAGUCCUAUUUCCCCUUCAGCCGGGCAUGUUGUGCUUUUGGUUUAAUCUCCAUUAGCGUCCCAGAUUGGCAUGUUGUGGUGACUGCUGGUUUUCGGGUCCACGUGUUUCUGCAGCCGUUCCAUUUAUCACCCGGAUGUAAGAUUUUAGAAAAUGAUAUUGGAGCAUCAAGGAUAAAAAAUUUUACAAGCUCUUGAGCAACUUGUUAGUAUUCCCUCCCUCCCUCCCCCCCUUCCUUCCUUCCUUUCCUGUGUUUAUAGCGUGCACAACCGUGCCUCUCUCGGAGCCUGGCGCUUCCUCGUCUGGGUCACGAAGGGUUAUUUAAAUAAGUGAGAUUUUUCUCUUUUUAAAAAUCCUCAUUUUCCUUGAGAAAUAGCAGCUGGAGCUUGACUGCAGCUGCAGCAGCAGAGGGGCGUCCUGUCUGCUUAUGGCCAGUGUCUUGGAGGCAGGUGGGCAUUUCAUGUCUUGGGCUGUCCGGCCUGGUGGCCUGGAAACAGGUGGGCAUUUCAGCAAAGAACCAGCUUUUCAGCAAGGAGGGACACGUUUCUCAGAUGGAAGCUUUGCUGGGCCAGGUGGGAGGCGGCCGUAGGUCCCUUGGGCCACCUGAUCCUUGCUGGCUCCCUGGCUGCAGCACUGCUCUCCAGCUCUCUUCGCGUGCGGCGCUGUAGCCCAGCCGAGGCCAGACACCCAGUGCCCUUGGAUUGCGUGCUGCCGCGUCGGCCACGCUGCCACAGUCCCUCACUCAGGGGCUCCAGCAUCAGACACUGAAUAGAAACGUGUCCUCCGCUGACUUGCGGCAGAGUUUGAUUCCCAGCUUGCACACACUUAGUAGCUGAGCGCACGUCUGAAAAGAACCCACUGCUGGGUCCUUGGUGCGCGUCCAGAGGAAAUGCAGACAGCUUGUGGGUGCCUGAGUUGCAGGAGACGGGAGGUGGAAUUCUCUGCUCUUUAUGUUUUCCUCCACUGCGUUCUUUGUAACGGCUGCUGAACAGGAGGCGCCUUCAUGCCAGAAGGGGACAUCUUCAGGCCCCAGAGGUGACGUGGGACAUUCUUGUCCAUCCUUGCUCAUCUGCAAGGCCUUUGUCCAUCCUGUGUCCAGGUGAUUGUGUGUCCUUGAGGUCCGUGGCUGCAGGUGAAGGGGAGGGGGGGGGUGGUUCAGAAGGAAGUUCCACAGUAGUUUUCACCAUUUGUGCUGGGUCCAGGGUGCCAGUUCAACCAGCACAGGCUGAUGCAGUUUCUCCCUUCGCUGAGUGUCUUGCAAACAUGGGAUGCGUUGGGUCGCCAAGAUUCCUAGAAGAAUCUUGCAGCUGGACCAUAACUGGAGAGCUUGCCGGUCACCUUGGAGGUUCUUUGUUAUAGGAGGUUUUGAAUAACACACACGGUGUUUCUCCACUUUACACACAAACACAUACACCGCUGGAAACAAAAAUGAAAUUGGGACAUGGUGAAACCCUCAUUUCAUCACCUGGAGUUAAAAUGUGCGGUGAGCUUUUUUCUCCCAUUCGUUUAGUUAGGAUUUCUGAAGUUGUCAGUUAUUGAAAAAAUAUAUUGCAUGUUCAAGAUUGGAUAGUAAGUGCUCUGGGAGGACGUUAGGUUGGAUCCUGCAGCUCCAUUCCACUAACCAAGCUCCCCCCACCCCAUACAGGGAGCCUUCUACUGCCAGAAGAAAAACGCCUUGAACCAGCGCAAAAGCAGCACCCGUUAGUGGAAUGGAUUCACAGGUUCCGGCGCCUGACGUUCUUGUACGGAAAGCUAAACCACAUAGAAACAAUUGUUGCCGGGGGUUUGUUGAGAGGAGGGGGCGUUGUGCAUGCGUUGCUGCGUGAAGAUUUAGGAAACAGGAGCUUCUACGAAUUGGGAAGGGGGAAGGGGCAGAAGAGGUGCGGUCGGUAUCGAUCGGUGCAUUUUAAGGAGAGGAGGGGAAGCCGCAGUGAAUCUGAAGUCAGGGCUGCUGGGGGGUGCCUUGAAAUGUGGUGUUUCAGUUUGCAAAGUGGUAAGUGACGUGCGGAAGUACAGAAGAGAGGUAAAAAAGAGAGACGAAGCCCCCCUCCCCAAGUUGUUAUCAAUCCAUACGUGUCGCUUCAGUGUUACGUUCUCGGGGACCUGUUGAAUUUUUAAUUGUUGGUGGGGGAGGCGCUUUCCCCCACCCCAGCGUCCAGUUCAGCCGUCCCGCAGUGACCUCCCUUUGUUGCUCCCAACAGCACUGGCUUUCGCAGAGACUGGCUUUCUUUGAGGGGAGGAGGGGUCGGGAAAGGCCGCCUUGCAGGUUUUCUCCACAGGGUGCGUUUUCUUCAAGAGAACCGGUGAUGCCCAUCCGCGCUCCGCAGAGUCAGUGCCUGGAGCUUUUUGCCAGCUGUGACGGCCGCCUCCUGCAGAAUCCAUCCAAAAAAGUGUUUUGAGAGACGCCCCUCUUAUAGAGCGGCCGUAGCGUUCUGUCGAGAUGCUUGCUUCCAGUUUCAGACAUUAAAGAAAAACACCGCUGGUUACAUCCA
Molecule: messenger RNA, 5518 nt
Organism: Heteronotia binoei (common prickly gecko)
Lineage: Eukaryota; Metazoa; Chordata; Lepidosauria; Squamata; Gekkonidae
Gene: CORO1C
Product: coronin 1C
Exons: 11
Coding region: 21-2273 (750 amino acids)
Biological process (GO): neural crest cell migration; actin filament organization
Molecular function (GO): actin filament binding
Source: RefSeq, a predicted model, not a curated record